Messenger RNA from Vigna unguiculata (cowpea), 2262 nucleotides. Its product is annotated as transcription factor TCP4-like. Gene Ontology annotation, molecular function: DNA-binding transcription factor activity; sequence-specific DNA binding. The record is from RefSeq and is a predicted model, not a curated record. NCBI's taxonomy places the organism in Eukaryota, Viridiplantae, Streptophyta, Magnoliopsida, Fabales, Fabaceae. Gene Ontology annotation, biological process: regulation of secondary shoot formation. Gene Ontology annotation, cellular component: nucleus.
UAUGAAAUAAUGCAUGUUGAAUCUGUUUAGUUUUUGACUCUUGAAAAUACCCUAUUGACUGAAAAAGAGAAGGUUGAGAUCCAAAGAGAUAUAUAUUAUAUAUAACUGCAAGAGAGCAAGUGACAUGGUUUCUUAACAUUUGCGUUUGUGGGGCUACAAACUACCAAAAGAUCUUUAAUUUCUUCUCUGACCUCACCCUGCCACGCUUUGCAGAAGCAUCCGCAAGCUUUUUCAAUAGGCCAAGGUACCUUUUUCCCCUCUCACUCUCUGUCCAUCAAUUCUUUGCUGCAAACCUUUUGAGCCAUGUGAUAUACCCUCUCCUCAAAGUUGAAUAAAUCAAUACUUGAAUGUUUUAGUAGUUUGUGCUUUUACCCUCCUAGUACAAUUGAAAAAAAAAAAAAAAAACUGCUGCAUGUUAUUUCUUCUCCAAGAUUUGAGUUCCCAUGUAGAUGUCAUCAGUUAACUUAUCACAAAUCUACUGAUUUACCCGGUCCUUUUACUCUCUGUAGAAGAAGAGAAGGUAGAUAAGAUUACCGUAGGUCACAUGAAGAAGCAUGAGUAAUUAAGCUUUUUGUUUGUAUGUAUUCAUUCAUAUGGCUUUGUGAGUGGGUAAAGGAAUCUGAAAGAUUGCAAUUGCAGGUGUGGGCUUUUGGGACCAGCACAGUGGCAGAAUUGUCACAAUUCAAAGCCUGUGGGCAGCCGCAGCAGAUGAAGGACUACAGGCAACUAUAGUUAAGAGCAACAGCAAGCAAAACAAAGCGUGUCUGCCUAAGGAAAACCUAUGAGAAAACAAACCCUUACAAGAAAAAAUAAUAAUAGAGCCGCAUAUAGAAAGAGAAAAAGGAGAGAUAUUGAAAAGCAAAAAAACUGGAUUUCAGUGGGAAUCAGUAUCAACCACCAAGUCCACAUGACUCACAACAACAAAACUUGAUCAGCACACACACAUCUCAAAACCAACCUGGAUAUGUUGAAGGCAUAGCAAGAAGUUCCUACAGAAUAGAAGCAUCUACUUUGAACCAAGCCACAAAGCACUCGAAGCAUAAUAGAGGAGGAACAUUGACAAGGGUCAUGAGGAGCAGUGUAGGAGAUAUUGUUCAAGUGGAAGGAGGACACAUUGUUAGGUCCUCGGGAAGAAAAGAUCGGCACAGCAAGGUGUAUACUUCCAAAGGGCCUCGUGAUCGCCGGGUUAGACUCUCAGCACACACAGCCAUUGAGUUCUAUGACGUUCAAGACAGACUUGGCUAUGACAGACCAAGCAAGGCUGUGGACUGGCUCAUCAAGAAGGCAAAGUCUUCCAUUGACAAGCUUGCUGAGCUUCCUCCAUGGCAUCCACCUACUCAUGAUGAGGAAAAGCAGAAUGAUGCUGCAGGAUCAAGUGGAAUCGUGGCCGUUGAACAACAACAAGAAGAACAUCAUCAUCAUCAACAACAACAGUCAGAGUCUUGUGGCUACAACUUUCAGCUCCAGAGGCAACUGGGGGCCUUUAUUUCUACCCAUGUUGACACUGACCCCAUCAAUUUUCAAACCAACAACUCCUCGGAAGAUCUUGGCCUAUCUCUCCACUGUUUCCAAGACCACCCUGGCCUUAUUAAUUGGCCAUCUCAACAAGGUGCAAAUCAAGCACCUCCUUCAAAUGAACACCAAAUCCAAACCCUUUUUGCUGGCUCAACCCCAGUUGCGUUUGAGAACCAUUAUCAAAGAACUGUGACUUGGAACAAUGAAGCAACAACCGGGGAUCAUGUGAGCAGAAUGGGGUUCUUUCUCAACUCACACCCAUUUCUAGGCCAAGCUUCUGCUUCAGCUUAUGCCCAAAGUGAGACCCUUCAGUCCAGUUUUUCAUUUCCGGUGACUUCCUCUGAGCAUCAGAGGCCCCAGCCAGUUCACCAACCUUCCAUCUUUGGCAGCAGGUUUGUCUCUGAUGGGUUAGCCGGGUUCUGCAUUCCAGAUAGAAUUCAAAGUGUGGAAGAGAACCAUGGAGUUGCUUCCAAUAGGCCAUCUUCUUCUCCUAGUUCUAUCCACUGAACCCACAACAAGAACUGAACAAUGCUGUGGUCUUCAUAUCAGGAAUGUUUCUCUACCAGAUUUUGGAACCGAGUGAAGAUUAUUUAGGCACAUUGUUAUGAUCUACAAAGAUUUCCUUUCAAUUUGACUUUCCUUUUUGGUUUUAAAUUUAAUGUGAGUUCCCUUAAUUUUACCCUGCAAUCUAUAUGUAUAAUUUACAUUGAUGAAAAUGUCCUUGAACUGAAUUUGGUGGUUAUAGUC